AUGGAGGAGCAGCGGGAUCUGAACAGCACAGAUAGUAGCGAGGGAGAGAGUGUCUCCCCGUCUCCGAGCCUGCCCUCGCCGCCCAUACUGCCUCUGCAGGUCGCCCAGCAGGCCCACAGAACCACCAACUUUUUCAUCGACAAUAUUCUGCGACCGGACUUCGGCUGCAAGAAGGAGCACGGCCUGGGCUCGCGGGAGAGGGCGCAGACCUCCGGCCGGGAGCGUGUCCACUCGGUGGUCAGCAGGCCAAGCCUUCCCGGGACGCCGUGCCAGGACUCCAACUGCAGCAGUGACAGCACUUCUUCCUCCACAUCCUCCACCUCUUUGACGAGUCCCAAAAAGAGCAACGGCAGCGGCGGCGGAGCCACAGCCGCCGCCGUCUCCACUGGGAGCAGCGGCUUGAAAGCCGAGGAGAGGACUGGCGGAGGGGCUGGGGAGAACACGUCCUCCUCGCUUGUGGUGCUGAACGGCACCGGGGCGCCCACACCGGAGACCCAGCCGCUUCUCUGGCCUGCCUGGGUCUACUGCACCCGGUACUCGGACAGGCCCUCAUCUGGCCCAAGGACACGGAAACUGAAAAAGUCGAAAAGCGGCAAAGAGGACAAACGGCCGCGCACGGCCUUCACGGCAGAGCAGCUGCAGAGACUGAAGACGGAGUUCCAGGUGAACCGCUACAUCACAGAGCAACGGCGGCAGUCUCUGGCCCAAGAGCUCAAUCUCAACGAGUCCCAGAUAAAAAUCUGGUUUCAGAACAAGCGGGCUAAAAUAAAAAAAGCCAGCGGCUUCAAGAACGGGCUGGCGCUGCAGCUGAUGGCGCAGGGACUGUACAACCAUUCCACCACCACCAUCCAGGAAGACAAGGAGGACAGUGACUGA
Xiphias gladius (swordfish) is the source of this 876-nucleotide messenger RNA. RefSeq names its product homeobox protein engrailed-1-B-like. Gene Ontology annotation, biological process: multicellular organism development; neuron differentiation; regulation of transcription by RNA polymerase II. The transcript has 2 exons. Gene Ontology annotation, molecular function: RNA polymerase II cis-regulatory region sequence-specific DNA binding; DNA-binding transcription factor activity, RNA polymerase II-specific. Gene Ontology annotation, cellular component: nucleus. Lineage: Eukaryota; Metazoa; Chordata; Actinopteri; Istiophoriformes; Xiphiidae. The coding region runs from base 1 to 876 and encodes 291 amino acids. The record is from RefSeq and is a predicted model, not a curated record.